AUGAUCACAGUAGCUGCACUUUCUUUGGCAGAUGUGGUGCUGGAGAAAGCCAUGCACAAGUGCAUCUUAAAGCCCCUGAAGGGGCACGUGGAGGCCAUGCUGAAAGACUUCCAUGUGGCCGAUGGCUCCUGGAGGCAGCUGAAGGAGAGCCUGCAGCUCGUGCGGCAGAGGAAUCCGCAGGAGCUGGGGGUCUUCGCCCCCACCCCCGAUUUUGUGGAUGUGGAGAAAAUCAAGGUCAAAUUCAUGACCAUGCAGAAGACGUAUUCCCCAGAGAAGAAAGUCAUGUUGCUGCUGAGAGUCUGCAAGCUCAUUUACACCGUCAUGGAGAACAACUCAGGGAGAAUGUAUGGAGCGGAUGACUUCCUGCCAGUAUUGACCUAUGUCGUAGCUCAAUGUGAAAUGCUCGAGCUGGACACAGAAAUCGAGUACAUGAUGGAACUAUUAGACCCGUCGCUGUUACACGGAGAAGGAGGCUAUUACUUGACCAGCGCCUACGGAGCACUUUCGCUGAUGAAGAAUUUCCAGGAAGAACAAGCUGCACGCCUGCUCAGCUCAGAGGCCAGAGACACCCUGCGGCAGUGGCACAAAAGAAGAACCGCCAACCGGACGAUCCCUUCCGUGGAUGACUUUCAGAAUUAUCUCCGAGUUGCAUUCCAGGAGGUCAACAGUGGCUGCACAGGAAAGACUCUCCUCGUGAGACCUUACGUCACCACCGAGGAUGUGUGCCAGCUCUGCGCUGAGAAAUUCAAGGUGGGGGACCCUCAGGAGUACAGCCUCUUUCUCUUUGUUGACGAGACUUGGCAGCAACUAGCCGAGGACACUUACCCUCAGAAAAUCAAGGCUGAGCUGCACAGCCGGCCACAGCCCCACAUCUUCCAUUUUGUCUACAAACGCAUCAAGAAUGACCCUUAUGGCGUCAUUUUCCAGAAUGACGAAGAAGACCUCGCCAGCUGAUAGAAGACACAGGGACUUCCCGGCAGUACAUCCAAAGGGGAGGGUGCUGAGGGCAUUGCCUUCUGGCUUCUACGUGCUUGAGCUUAGAAAGCAGUCACCUUCUGGAGACCUCUCAGUUCAGGGAGCGGCCGAGGAUGUCUUUAGCUGCCUCGCUCAAGCAAGGUAGCUAAAGUCCAUGCAAGAGUCAGUGUCUCCUUCAGCGACGGAGAAGGCGUUGGAUGGUUCUAGAGUUCUGAGAUUGUUAGCUACCUACCCCUCAGCCAGGUUCCGUGUUGUCUUAGAUGUGUAUACAUAUGCUGAGAAAACAAGAUACAAGUUCUUCCCUUGAAUUCACCAGCACGUGUUUGACCAGACUGUCCGAUGCGGUGCAUCAGGUACUUCUCUCAGCUUUGUAGA
Molecule: messenger RNA, 1350 nt
Organism: Choloepus didactylus (southern two-toed sloth)
Lineage: Eukaryota; Metazoa; Chordata; Mammalia; Pilosa; Megalonychidae
Product: ras and Rab interactor 2-like
Biological process (GO): vesicle-mediated transport; signal transduction
Cellular component (GO): cytosol; endocytic vesicle
Molecular function (GO): guanyl-nucleotide exchange factor activity; small GTPase binding
Source: RefSeq, a predicted model, not a curated record